AUGGCUGAUGUGUCGCUGAAGAGGCGUCACCCGGGGGAUGAAGAACUGAACGCACAGAAGAGAACGCGAUCCAAUAAUGGCCCUCCUAUGCCUAGUAAUAAUGGCUCCGCGCCAAAUGGCCAAGUCGACAUCGAUCGCAUGCUCGCCGAAGCCAGAGCUAAGGCUGAAGCAGUCAGAGCCAGGAUAAAUAUGGCUCGUGGUGAUUCCGCAUCAGCUUCACCGAGCCCGGCACCUCCUGCCACCUCUACCGGAACGGCGAUGUCUCGUAUCGAACAGAUGAGAGCAAGGGUCGCUGCAGCCACAGGGAAGGUUGGUGCUGCUACAACUCAACAGAGACCAUCAUUUACCCCGUCACCAGUGGCUCCCACGUCCAUCGAACCACCCAAUCGCUAUGACGAUGAUGAUUUAUCGAAGGCACGAGGUGGCCUGGGAGUCGGUCUUCAUCCUGCGCUUUUGGCCGAUACGAUUCAAGACCAGCGAGGAACAAAAGGCCGUGGCGCGGCUCAGCCGAAAUUCGCUACGACCAUGGCAAAUCGCCGCUCAACGACUCCCGUCUCGAAGAAGCCAGGAUUGGAUCUAAGCGGACCUUCAUUAGAGGAAAUUAAACAAAACCCUUAUUAUGAUGACAGUCUUCACGCUACAUCGAAACCUCGUCUGUCCAAGCAGCUCGUGUUCAAUCAGAAAGGAAAAUACAUCGCACAAGCUGCAGCUCUACGGCGUCAGGCGCAGAUGGAGGAAAUGAAAAAGCGAAUCGCGAGCAUGGCGCGCCAAGCCGGUGUAGAUGAAGAGUUAAGCCUUGAAAAAGCCUUUGAAGUUCCUGCACCUCCAGCUUUAGAGUGGUGGGACGAAGGAUUGGUCAACGGAAGCGACUAUUCUGCAAUCGAUGAUCCUAAGAAUAUAAAAGUCGACACUGAUGACUCGCUUGUUACAAUCUACAUUCAGCAUCCUGUUUUGCUGGAUCCUCCCCAGGAGAAGUUAAUUCCGCAACAGAAACCUAUGUAUUUGACAGCAAAAGAACAAGCGAAACUGCGCCGACAGCGUCGUAUGGCGGAUCUUAAGGAACAGCAAGCAAAGAUUAGAUUAGGUCUCGAACCUGCUCCACCACCAAAGGUUAAGAAGUCUAACCUAAUGCGAGUCCUCGGAGAGGAAGCCGUGAAGGAUCCCACGGCUGUAGAGGCUCGCGUUAAUCGCGAAAUUGCAGAGCGUCGGCAAAAACACGAAUCAGCUAACGAAGAACGCAAAUUGACAAAGGAGCAGCGAAAAGAGAAACUUGCUGCUCAGCAGGAAAAGGAUGCUGAGAAGGGCAUUCAUGUGUGUGUAUUCAAGAUUGACUGUCUUGCCAAUGGACGGCAUCGCUUCAAGAUCAGCAAGAACGCUGAGCAAAUGGCACUCACGGGUGUUUGCGUAAUGCACCCAAAGCUCAACUUGCUCAUUGUAGAAGGUGGUGCUCAUUCGAUAAACCAAUACAAAAAGUUGAUGCUUAACCGUAUCGACUGGACUGAAAAUUCUGGUCCCGGUCCACAGCGCGAGGGAGGAAACCGUGAGUCAUCGGCAUCAUGGCUAAAUCCCGAGGAUGAGAAGGGUGAACUGCGUGACCUUGGGUCUAACACCUGUACACUUCUAUGGGAAGGACAGCAGAAAACGAGAGCGUUCAGGAAGUGGCUAGGCGCACGAGUUUGUGAAACUGAUAGCGCUGCGAAGGAUACUUUGGCUCGGGCUAAGAUGGAGAAUUUUUGGGUAUUGGCGAAGACGUAUAAGCCAGCUGCUUUCUAA
Messenger RNA from Talaromyces stipitatus ATCC 10500, 1773 nucleotides. Its product is annotated as U4/U6 small nuclear ribonucleoprotein, putative. Gene Ontology annotation, cellular component: U4/U6 x U5 tri-snRNP complex. NCBI's taxonomy places the organism in Eukaryota, Fungi, Ascomycota, Eurotiomycetes, Eurotiales, Trichocomaceae. The transcript has a single exon. Gene Ontology annotation, biological process: mRNA splicing, via spliceosome. The coding region runs from base 1 to 1773 and encodes 590 amino acids. The record is from RefSeq and is a predicted model, not a curated record.